Messenger RNA from Paralichthys olivaceus (Japanese flounder), 6315 nucleotides. It is a transcript of the gene ark2cb, whose product is annotated as arkadia (RNF111) C-terminal like ring finger ubiquitin ligase 2Cb. The record is from RefSeq and is a predicted model, not a curated record. Gene Ontology annotation, cellular component: nucleus. Gene Ontology annotation, molecular function: zinc ion binding; ubiquitin protein ligase activity. NCBI's taxonomy places the organism in Eukaryota, Metazoa, Chordata, Actinopteri, Pleuronectiformes, Paralichthyidae.
UCGAGGUCAGUGUGGAGACUCGCAGUGUCGCAACAUCGCCCCCUGUCGCCCCGGACGGCGCACGACACGUCUGCUUUUGUCGGAGUCAGACAGUCGAUCCGCUCGGUUCUCCAGCAACAAGCAGCCGCCUGAAUGUAGAUCCGCAUGGGCUAGUACUUCUCUGUCUCUCCGAAUAACCCAGCGGAACCUUGAGAUACGGAUCCCAGGAUGGUGUUAGUGCAUGUCGGAUACCUGGUUCUUCCCGUAUUCGGCUCCGUAAGAAACAGAGUAUGGAGGCUGGCUCUACAUUCUGCAUUUAUCAGAUCUUUGUCGUCCCCCCCAUUGUGUAGCUAAUGAUCAUCUGCUGCUGUGUGGUGUGGCGUGGCCUCUGCCUGUUCUCUGCAUUUAGCUGUAUUGUGAAUCCCUUCUUCAUUUCCUCUUUCCAUCAGAAGACGACAUUGGUAUUAAAAAAAAGCACACCCCCUCCCUCCCAAGAUGUACUCAGCCAUAGACUUUCCAUGUUGAGCUAAAACAAUAGCUAACACCUAGUCCAGAGCACCUUUUUGUCUUUUUUCUUGUCAAAUUGCUGUAGCACUGAGUUAACAUUUUAGCUCCUUUUUUUAGAUAUCAGUUGAAUGUCAUUGUGUACCUCCCAUCCAGUCUUGAUAGACAACAUGCUGUAAAUUCCUGUAAAGUGGAUACAUUUUGCAUGAUCUCAAACACCGCACUGCAUUGUUGAACACCAGAAUUUGGCUCAUCCUCCUUUUCUCUUCACACAAGGUGCAAUGUACGUGAUUUAAAAAAAAAAAGAAAAAAAGACCCUCAUUUAAAAAAAAAACAGAGCAUGCGAAUUGGAACCCACGUGCAUGCCAUGUUUGUUGUUGUUAAAACAUUGCAGCAAACGCUGUGACGUGAUCGCUUGCAAUGACUGAAAAGGUACACUGCACCUGCACACAACAACCUGCCAUAACUGUCUCCAUUUUUGUGUAAUCCUUUUUGUUCCCUUUGCAAAUUUCAAGCUUCGAAUCACACUGAAUUGUCAGGGCCGUUUGCCGUCUCAUGGGCAAAUGAAACUAAACAUUCAAGCAAUCAAAACAUGCUCACUGGUGGUUCAUCACUUCCUUAUUUUCCCCCACUAACAUACGGCCAAAAUGCUAUCCAUUUCACAGGGAUGCCUAUUUUCCUGCACUGCUAAAAAAAGAGAUCCUCUAUUAGUAAUAACGUCUUUUAUUGUUUGGUUGUGGUCUCUCUUUACCUUUUGUUCUGGUAAUAGUACUUUCAAUGCAUGAUCACAUUUUAUGAUUCAUAAUUUUUGGUUUUUGUUUUUCUACAUUGACUAGUGAAAAUCCAAUGUAAUCUUUCUGUAGUAAAGAUGUUACCCUGCUGUACUGGAAUCAUGUGCUGUAGCCAACACGUCUGCUCAUUGGAUGCCGCUUUUGUUCUUUUUAACCCUAUAUGGAGCAUGGUGGGCCUUGCCUUCAGUCUAUGUUGUUUAUUUUUGUUGCAUGGAAUUAUACUAUUAUUACAAGCAAAAAACAGGACAGAAAACACAAAAUCCACAUAUACUAAUAUUUUUCAAUAAAGAAUAUAGUGUUUUUCCUAACCUUCAGUGUGCUUCUUGCUGAUUUCCAUUUAUUGUCCUCCCUCUCCCUUGUCCCUACCUGCCCCCUCUCCACCCCCCCACCCACCUCCUCUCCCGCUGUGACAAAGAUAGACGAUUUCCACGCUUCCUCCAUCACAGGGCCCGAAUGAGUCUAUCUGCUGUCAUUCAUGGUGAUCGUUUUCACUGAGAUGCUUGAAAACGCAGUGUGCUAUUUAAAGUCUAGACUUGAGCCUUUAACCCACGGCAGCAAGGUCAUCUGUUGUCUACCCGGCUACACACCGGCAACCUCCUUUUAAGCUGUAAAUUUUGCCCGAAAGUCGCACGGCUUUCCUCUUCUGGGCGUGUUUUUAAAAUCAUACUGCCUUUCUCAAGCGUACUCCAAGUAAAUGCAAUGUAGACUUAGCCUAUUUCCUCAUGAUUUUUUUGGGGAAAAAAAGAAGAUUCCACUGUUUACAUCAAAUUCGUCAUGUAUUUUACACUGUCAAGGCAGAUUAAACUCAAACCGUAGUGGAAUUUAGCAUCUUGCACAAUUUUAAUCUCUUAACUGGCAGGUUUCUGUAAAUUUCACUGCUUCACUUUCUGCCAAAUGGACUUAACAGAGCACAGUUUUGUUGAAUCCUGCUCCGCUGGAGGCCCACUAUGGCUCUUUUCUGGCCGGGAUUUCCUCAAAGGUUUCUAAUCAAAGCUAAAUUUGUUACUGUAGUGUCUCAGUCCUUCCAUAAUCAAAAAGAUCUUUUUCAGCCAAAGCACAGUAUUAAUACCACAUUGCACCACAGCACAAGCUAGCCUGUCUUUUUCUCCCUGUUGAGUCUUGACAGCAGUCUGUUCAGCGCUGCUGCCAAAUAGCUGUGGUUGGAGGGAGUUAAAAAGCAUUCAAGCUAUUUCCUCUCAAUCCUGAAUGUUCGUAUGGGAGAAGAACUUGUAGAGCUUUACUGUAAGUGUAAGGCACAAAGAGACAGUAGAUUUCACUGAAACAUGUUUAAUAGUGAGAUUUUAUUGCCUGGUUUCAUUUUUAAGAAUGAAGGAACUGUUCUUCAAUGUUGAAUAGAUAGAAACUUGGCUUCGAAACAGUUUAAUGUAAAGCAAAUCUUAGGUAUAAAGGUUAACUUGCAUGAGAGCAUUCACUCCCACUCAGCUGCAGAAAUGAUAAGAAGUGAGCUGCGCUGAAGAUCUGGUAGAUUUCAUCUGUUCUGAUCCAGUCCGCUAGUCUGUGAAUCAGAAGACCAGGAGUCACUCCAGAGGUCGGAAAUGCAAUUAAAGAAAAUGAAAAGCUCACGUUGUGUGUGCAGGACCGAAAAUGGUUGUCAUGUUCAUGGUACUUGUGGUAACCAUCAUUUUCCCACCCCCACAGAAGUAUUUUUCACCCUAGGAUCCCAUUUCAACCGGCAACAGCAACAGCAGCAGCAGCAGCACAGCCAUGCUACCUCUUGCCGGCACUUCCAGUUAGGUCCUCAGGCUCCGCUGCCCAUGGACUUCCCCAUGCCCCACCCAGGGCAGCCACAGUCAGGCAUUAACCCCCACUUGGCCCCUCCCGGCCACCAGCAUGGCCCUCCGCUCCACCCGCCCCUUAAUCCCCUGCCCACUCCCCAGUUCCAGGACAUUCCCGCCCCUCCCUUCCUACCUCAGGCAUUACACCAGCAAUACCUCCUCCAGCAGCAGAUCCUUGAGGCCCAGCACCGACACAUCCUGCCACCCUCCAGUAGACGCACCCCAGAGAGAGUUCCUCACCAGCCCCACAGAUUACGGCCUGGGUACGAGUUUGCUCCGCCUCUUCAUGUGCCCCCUCAGCCUGUGGUGCAGCAGCCCCGUUACCUGGCUGAAGGCACAGACUGGGAUCUAAGUGUCGAUGCUGGACUGCCGCCCCACCAGUAUCACAUCCAUCCACUGCCACAGCACUAUCAGCACUACCUGACCUCUCCUAGGAUGCACCACUUCCCUAGAAACAAUGCCUCAACGCAAGUGGUUGUGCAUGAGAUCAGAAACUACCCAUAUCCCCAGCUGCACUUGCUGGCUCUGCAGAGUCUCAACCCCUCCCGCCAUGCGUCUGCUGUUAGAGAGAGCUACGAGGAGCUUCUGCAGCUGGAGGACAGACUGGGCAGUGUCAAUCGUGGAGCGGUCCAAACUACCAUAGAGAGAUUUACUUUCCCCCAUAAGUACAAAAAGAGAAUACCCCAGGACCUGAAGAUGUGUCUGGAUGAUGAGGAGCUGGACACAGAUGAGAAGUGCACCAUCUGUCUGUCGAUGCUGGAGGACGGAGAGGACGUCAGGAGAUUACCCUGCAUGCACCUCUUCCACCAGGCAUGUGUGGACCAGUGGCUGGCCACCAGCAGGAAAUGCCCCAUCUGCAGAGUAGACAUUGAGACCCAGCUGACCCCCGACAGUUGAUAGCUCCUGUCGACUCCCGCAGCUUCGGAUCUGGUCUUGUGAAUUCUCCAUUGCCUCCCUUCUGGGGGGAAAAGCUCUGCCAAACACCCCUCUUCCCCCUCUGCAUCACUCAACGAGCCCGUCUUGUGAGACGGCCGUGACAGAGGGAUCAACAAAGCACACUCACCUACAACACAACGAGGGACGGGGGUUGACGCACAGAUCGGCGGCUGGACUGAAGGUUGGUUGAAUGGAACUUUGCUGGAGGUAAACGUAGCAGCGGACACGUAUGGACAGAUGUGCUGAGGCUUCACACGAUUCUGUCAGUGUACCCUGUGUACAUUUCUCCAUACAGCCACAGAGAGAGAGAGAGAGAGAGGACACUGACUACCAACCUCCCCAGCUCAGUGCGGUGUAUUAAGGCCAUUUCUCUGCCACAUCUAAACCCUUUCCCCCAGGCCUGUGAAAAAAUCCUUUAAGCUGCACUCUGCCCAAGCCCUCAGCACAUCUGUACAGAAUAUUAUCAAAUGAUUAGCAUGAGGUUGUUUGGUGUGAACUCUUGUAGCUGAAUGCUUGUGGUGUAAUGGAGUAUAGUACUGAAUAAGUAUUUACAGAGUAACAGUGUUGUGUAGCAAGCAAAAAGACUUUUGAGAACUAUGUUUGUGCAAAAUAAACCUACAGAACAGAGAGGGUGACUACAGCUCUGAGAACAUUCAGCGUGUUCAAUCAUAGGCAACGACAGGAGGAGCUAGUUGUGUAAAAAGGCCAAAAAUCCCUCGUUCUAGUCUCACAUGGUUUUGGAUUAACGGUUGGUAGACGCCAUCAGAGUUUGAUGCUAAACCCGCUAACUGCAGGCAUGGCUUCCAGUGAUCUGUGUAGUGUCGUAGUCGGGCCUCCAUAAUCUAGAGCGGAGGCCUCAGAUGUGCAUGCUGUAUGGCAGGCUUGGGCUGUGUCGUAAUAUUGUGGAGCAGUAGAAACAGGGACUGUGUCUGUGCAUGUGAAGCGUAUACUAUGACGAUACUGACGAUCCCACUCAUUCAUAGAGGAGGAACGAGAAUGCGACCCCCCCGCCCCCUUUCCCCUCCCUCUCUCCCGAGUUUAGACCAAAGUUGCCCUUAGACACAGAUCUCGGACAAAUGUAGCAUUUCUCUCCUAGUGUCUGCGAUUAGGAUUCAAAGAGCUGCUCGGUGGAUCCGUGUCUAACAGCAACUCCUCUGUGUUGCCUUGCUCGCGGCAUGAUCGUGGUCAUGAGAGGCCGGCAUGGGCUUGAGGAUGCAGUGCCUGAGUCUUGCCAUCAGAGUGAAUAAAAUCGGACAUUUGUAUCACCUAUUACCGGAACCUUAUUGCCUAUCGAACAAGCACAUGUGAUUUCUUAUAUGCGGUGAAUUGCCUCUGUUGUGUAUCGGCUCCUUUCAUUUCAAAUCUAAGUUGCUCCCACUGUUUGAUAAAAAAGACUGUGUCUGGUGUUACAGGGAAAAAUUCAAACUAGUUUGCCUGUGAUAUGUGCUAGAAUGUGUAUGAUUGUCCCCACAGCCCCCUCUCUCCCAUGGUAGUCGUGUACGGUAUUGCUAGAACAACUGUGACAUGUUCGGUGAUAGAAGCCGUUUUCUCUAUAUCAUGCAUGAACCAUGUCGGCGUAGUUCACUUGAAGGAGGGUGAAAGGGAGAAAAAGCCAUCCAUUUGAAAAAUACCAAACAAUUGUUCUUAACAUUAGUUUUAUUUCAAUUGUCAAUUUAUUUUUUGCCAUUUCUUUAUAUAUUUUUUCUUAUUACUUGUAUUCUUUUCGCUCACAUGCCAAUUUGGACAUGGUACUAAUAUGCCGAGUCCCUGUCCAUUUUAACCAUAGUGAAGAAAAAGCUGCAAUGCUGCAAAAACAUAUUUAUUGUUGUUAUAAUGUAGCUUGUGUUUUGUAAAUGCACUAUAAUAUGGAGUUGCCUGAUUUUUUGGUUUGGUGAUGUGGGUUCUUCUUGUCCUAGAUUUUGUGUUUCUUCUCAGUUUCAAGUAUUUUCAUGCUUCCUUGUGUAUUAUUGGAGGGUAACUUGACUGUUUGUGUUGCAUUUCUUUUCUUUUUGUAUGAGACCUCCAUCCAAAAAACUACAGAUGGAUGAAAAUGGAGGUUCGCUAGUUCACAUAGAAUGCUGUGAUUAAAGAUGCCUUAAGUAUUUAACAAUCAUUAUUUAUUACUAACUGUAGCUAGCUAGCUAUUGUGGUGGAAUAUUUAAUGUCUCUAUCUCAUAACUUUGCAAUUUAAUCAAUAUAUUUAUUUAAAAUAACACAAAAUAUUAAAAAAAGAAUACCUCAUUAUGCAUUGGUCGGUGGGGAUGCUUUUGCAUGCCGUCUGUGUUUUCUUUUUCAAAGGAGGAAAAAAA